Messenger RNA from Lodderomyces beijingensis, 1254 nucleotides. NCBI's taxonomy places the organism in Eukaryota, Fungi, Ascomycota, Pichiomycetes, Serinales, Debaryomycetaceae. The record is from the annotation of a GenBank genome assembly.
AUGUCUCAGGGUACUUUAUACUUGUUGCCACAGUCGCCAAGAUCAUUCAUCUUGCAAGAUUUGAUCACCUACUACAAGUUGGACGUCAAGAUCACCACGGAAAAGGAUGACAGAUUCCACCACUAUUUCCCCUUGGGCAAGACGCCAGCUUUUGUCGGCUUGAAGGGGUACGCUUUGACUGAAACCAUUGCCAUUGCAAGAUACUUGUUCAGCUUGGUCCCAGCAGACCAAAUGAAGGGAGUCUUGGGUAAGAAUGCUGCUCAGUAUGCGCUGAUUUUGCAGUGGGAAUCAUUGAUGAACCAGGAGUAUUUGGGGGCUUGGGUGCCAACUUUCUACAUGGCUAGUGGUAAGGCUCCUUUUAACAAGAAGAACAUGGACGAAAGCAUGGCUAAAUUGGACGUUAUUGCCCAGAUCUUGGAGACUAGAUUGCACGACUUUACUUAUUUGGUUGGCGAAAGAUUGACUUAUGCCGAUUUGUUCUCUGCUGCGUGUUUGUCUGCUGGAUUGAUGACCACAUUGGGUGCUCCAUUUUUGAACAAGUUCCCCCACUUGAAGAGAUGGUUCGGCACUGUGAUCCAGGCUCCAUUCUGGAACGGUAAAUUCAAGGAGUUUACACCAAGAGAAGAGCCAAUGACCUUUGCUCCUCCAAAGAAGGAGAAGAAGCAGGAAACUGCUCCUGAUGCUGCUGCUGCUACCAAGAAGGAGGCCGCUCCAAAAGCUGCUGCUGCUCAAGAAGAAGACGAGCCAGCUCCAGCUCCAAAGCCAAAGCACCCAUUGGAAGCCUUGGGCAAGCCAAAGGCCCCCUUGGACGAAUGGAAGAGAGUUUACUCCAACGAAGAAACUAGAGAAACUGCUAUUCCAUGGUUCUGGGAAAACCAAUACAACCCUGAAGAGUGGUCAUUGUGGAAGGUCGACUACAAAUACAACGACGAAUUGACCUUGACUUUUAUGUCCAACAACUUGGUUGGUGGUUUCUUCAACAGAUUGUCUGCCUCUACCAAGUACAUGUUUGGUUGUAUGGUUGUUUACGGUGAGAACAACAACAAUGGGAUCACCGGUGCCUUCUUGGUCAGAGGCCAAGAUUACGCGCCCGCUUUUAAUGUUGCACCAGAUUGGGAAUCCUAUGAAUUCACCAAAUUGGACGCCUCAAAGCCUGAAGUGAAGGACUUUGUUGACAACAUGUUUGCUUGGGAUAAACCAGUUGACGUUAACGGUGAAAAGAGAGAAAUCGCCGAUGGUAAAGUGUUUAAGUAA